This is a messenger RNA of Gamsiella multidivaricata, 843 nucleotides long. RefSeq lists its product as uncharacterized. The record is from RefSeq and is a predicted model, not a curated record. The transcript has a single exon. The coding region runs from base 98 to 607 and encodes 169 amino acids. NCBI's taxonomy places the organism in Eukaryota, Fungi, Mortierellomycota, Mortierellomycetes, Mortierellales, Mortierellaceae.
GUUGGAUUGGUGUUUGCGGCAUCUCCUCCUAUGGCCAUCAACCUGGAUGGCGCAGAGGCAACUAGACUGCCCGAGAUGUCGAAGGUUCCUUUAGAAAAUGUCUCUCUCCACCAGAGCCAGUGAUGUUGGGUAUCGUCAUUCUUUGGUCGUGGGCCAGACAGAGGGGAGCCUAUUCAAAAUAAGGUUUGCGGAUGCACCUUGUCAAAAAUGCGCCCUUUUUCUCAUUGGUGGACGCUGGCCUUUUGACAAGCUGCGCGCGGCUUUGUUUACUCGACGCCUGUCAGUCUUUGAAGCAGCAGCAGCAGCAACUGGUCAUGGUCGGAGGGCCGGAGGCCUGCGCGGGCACAGGGAUGAAUCCCUGGCGGUGGUGCGCUAUCUUCAUGUGUGUGCUAUUUCAGCCCACCAAGUGAAGUGCACACCUCCUUUCUUCCCUCUCCCUUCCACACUCUCUGGCCUGGCAGCUUCCCCUUCUUCGCAUUCCAAGCACUCCCCUCCCUUGUCCUGCUCCAGCUGCUCAUUCAUCCCAUCUCCCUUGCUCAUUCCUCAUCCUCCUCCAGCGACUUCACACCGUAAAGCCCAAGCCGCAAUCCUCCAAUUGCUCCCCUAGCCAAUGCCACUUCUCACUCGCUCCGGGCGCAUCAUCCUGCUCCUGGGACUCAAUAUCGUCGUCUUCCUGGCCGAGAUCAUCGUCGGCUACAAGACCGGCUCCCUCGCGCUCAUUGCCGAUGCCUUCCACAUGCUGUCGGACGUGCUUUCCCAGAUCAUUGCCCUCUAUGCCAUCCGGGUAUGUAUUUUGUUUCGCAGCAGUCGCUCGCCUCAUUUGACAGACAAGGGCAGCGUCUU